Labeo rohita (rohu) is the source of this 1995-nucleotide messenger RNA. RefSeq names its product histone PARylation factor 1. Gene Ontology annotation, molecular function: histone binding; poly-ADP-D-ribose binding. Gene Ontology annotation, cellular component: nucleus. Gene Ontology annotation, biological process: regulation of protein ADP-ribosylation; DNA damage response. Lineage: Eukaryota; Metazoa; Chordata; Actinopteri; Cypriniformes; Cyprinidae. The record is from RefSeq and is a predicted model, not a curated record.
AGAACUUUUCUACUGGCUGCAGCGCUUUGCGUCGAGACUGCAGGAAUAUCAGCAGGCAUGGCGGGGCGCGGGAAAAGAAAACCCAAAUCUUCUCCGCAGACAGAAACACCCAAUGGGGAAGUGAAAAAAGCAAAAGAAAGCCAGAGGGACGAGAAGACGGCUGUCACGGGAGAAAUGAGAGACGAAGUGGAAAAAAUGUACAAGCUACGCAUGCCUGAUGAUUUUUUCCAGUUUUGGGAAUUUUGCAAGGGUCUUAAUGCUGAUUGUCCACAAGAUGCAUUAAAGGAAACACUUGGGCUUCGGCUAGUUGGCCCAUUCGAUAUCCUGUCCAAAAGACACAAAAGCUCAUCUUCCUCUCAACCCAACUUUCACCUUCACUGGCGUUAUUUCUAUGAUCCUCCAGAGUUUCAGACCAUUAUACAGGGCAACGUAGACAUCCAGCACCACAUGGGCUAUUUCAGAGAUUUGCCUGAUGCUUUGCCUGUGUUUAUUGGGGAGAAUGAAGCCAAAAAGGGCUGUACCAUCACACAGAUGGGGGACAACAUCUUUGCAGCUGUUCUGCUGUUUUUGCAGAAGAAAAGAAAGGAGAGGGGACAACUGAAGAACGAAGCUGCUUUGGACCAGUUAGAAGAAGAUUUGAAGCAAGAGGCAGAGAGGUUCGAUUUGCCUCUGGAGCAGAAAACUAAAGCAAUGAAACAAAGAGAGCGAAAGGUGGUCACAAAGACAUUUCAUGGAGCAGGAAUUGUGGUUCCAGUGGAUAAGAAUGAUGUUGGAUAUAGAGAAUUGCCAGAAACUGAUGCAAGUCUGAAGAAGAUUUGCAAAGCGAUUGCAGAGGCCAAAAAUGAUGAGGAGAGAAUGAAAGCUUUUGCACCCAUCCAGGAAAUGAUCACCUUUGUUCAAUUUGCCAAUGAUGAAUGUGACUACGGCAUGGGCUACGAGCUUGGAAUAGAUCUGUUCUGUUAUGGCUCACAUUAUUUCUAUAAAGUGGUACGUCAGCUACUGCCAAUGGCUUACAAUCUGCUGAAGAGAGGUCUGUUUGGAGAGAUAUUGGAGGCGCACCUCACCAACCGUUCCCAGGACAACCUUGACCAACUCGCUGCUGUGUGACGUAUAUCGAGAGGAUGAUAAGCUAUUCAGAAUGACUUCCUGUAAAUGGUGGUGUGGUGUGGUGGGGUGGGGUGGGGUCAGAGACAGAUUACACUGCACUAAAUUAUGCUGUUAGGUGCUGCUGCUUCAUUGAAAAUGCUACAAAAUCCAGGAAAGGUUAGUUUCUUAAUCCUGAAUUACUCUUCAUUUUCUAAAAGAUGCUUUGAAAAUAUAAAUUUAAGCAUUUCCCUUUAGGUUUAAAUUGGUUUUGACGUAAUUAAACUGAAUGGGCACAUAGUUGUUCUUUUUUUUUAGCCUCAGUUGUACAUGUGAAAUCAAAUUGAGUUUUACACUUCAGAUUCUUCAUCCUGAGAAUCAACAUUUUGAGUAAUGCUGUGCCUUUCCAAACCAAAUUUUUUUUCACUGGCACUUUUAGUCCAGUAAACCAUAAAGAAAUGAGUUAUAACUGCCGAAAGUUCACUAUGUUACAUAUAUUAUUUAUGAUUCUGCUUUCUGCAUUUCCAUUAACAUAUUUUGCAUAACCCAGUUGCUUGACAGCGUUAGGUCUUUCAGUUUGCCAGUUUAUUUGAGCAGUGAGUCUUGAGUGCUGAUCAGCCGCCUGGCUGUGGUUUCAGAUCAGUUUGUUUUAUUUUUGUGAAGCAGAACCUGCUAUACAUAGCAAAAGUGGCUGAUUCUUGUUAAAAUUGUACCUUAAGUAAUCUGUACUGAGAAUUAAGUUAGAAAAUGAGUUUUCAGUGUCAAUUACUGUCUCUGUUCAUCAUUGCUAUGAACCUUCCGUUAUCGUUGUCCAGUACUGUUCCAAAGUAGAUGUUUAAUAAAGUGUAUAUUUUUUAUGUGCUUUUUCUAAUUGCCUCUGCUGUGUGAAAAAUUAAAAUGAAUAAUAAUACA